This is a messenger RNA of Lathyrus sativus (Indian pea), 3240 nucleotides long. NCBI's taxonomy places the organism in Eukaryota, Viridiplantae, Streptophyta, Magnoliopsida, Fabales, Fabaceae. The record is from the annotation of a GenBank genome assembly.
AUGAGCAGAGCAGCGAGUCGAAGUAAAAAUAAAAGAAAGAGACAAGGGGAUGACGAUGAUGCUGCAACUUCUGAAAUAUGGAGGAAAAUACACAAAACAGGUGAGGUAAAUGAAGAUGAGAUGAACCAACUGUAUAUGAUUACAAAGCCAGUUUGUUCAGGCUGUCGUGUCAAUACUAAAGACAACCCGAAUUGCUUUUGCGCAUUGGUUCCAGCUCCAAAUGGAACCCGAAAGUCUGGCAUAUGGCAGAAGAUAUCUGAUUUUGUUGAGAGUCUUGGCUUUGACCCAAACACGGAACUUCGUGCAUCUGCUGAUUCACCUGCAGGGCUCACAAAUCUCGGAGCAACGUGUUAUGCUAAUAGCAUACUCCAAUGCUUGUAUAUGAAUAAGCAUUUCCGAGAAGGAUUAUUUUCUGUAGAAACAGAUGUUUUGCAGCAACAACCGGUGUUAGAUCAACUGGCUCGCCUUUUUGCACAGUUGCAUUUAAGUAAAAAGGCUUUCAUAGAUUCUUCUCCAUUUGUAAAAACGCUGGAGUUAGACAAUGAAGUUCAGCAGGAUAGCCAUGAGUUCAUGACAUUGCUUCUGUCAUUGCUUGAGCGUUGCCUUAGCCAUUCCAAAAUUCCCAAGGCAAGAACAAUAGUUCAAGAUCUUUUCCGGGGAAGUGUGUCUCAUGUGACAACGUGUUCACAAUGUGGAAGAGACUCAGAAGCUUCUUCCAAAAUGGAAGACUUCUAUGAGUUGGAGUUGAAUGUCAAGGGAUUGAAAAGUUUAGAUAAGAGCUUAGAUGAUUACUUCACUAUUGAGGAGCUUAAUGGAGACAAUCAAUAUUUUUGUGAGUCGUGUAAAACAAGGGUUGAUGCUACACGCAGCAUCAAGCUGCGGAAAUUACCCGAUGUGCUUAAUUUUCAGCUGAAGCGCUAUGUCUUCCUUCCAAAGACAACAACAAAGAAGAAAAUUACUUCUUCAUUUUCAUUUCCUGCUGAACUUAGUAUGCACGACAGACUCUCUGAGCUAUCUCAGUCUGAAUUGAUAUAUGACUUGUCAGCUGUACUGAUACACAAGGGAACUGCAGCUAAUAGUGGUCAUUACAUUGCUCACAUCAAGGAUGAAAAUACUGGGCAAUGGUGGGAAUUUGACGACGAGCUCGUUACUAGCUUGGGUAGUUGCCCAUUUGCUGAAGAGGCUGCCUCUAAAUCUGUUAAGAAUGAUGUAGAACAUUCUAAUUUCUCUGAAGCAAGGGUAGAUGACAGUAAUGGAAAUGGUUUAAGUGUCAAAGUUUCAGAAUCUUCACCUAUGGAGACAUUUUCAUCUAGUGAUGCAUAUAUGUUGAUGUACCAUCUUAAGAAUACCAAACGAUUUAGUGAGAAUGGGGGGAUUGUUAAUAGUGCUAACCAUACUGAAAAAGAUGCUGAUUCAGUUAUUGCACAAGUAAAUGAUUGUCUUCCUUCUCAUUUUUGCGAAGAGAUUCAAAAUUCCAAUGCCUUGUUUCUUGAUGCUUGCCAGAAGUACAACCACAGGAAAGAGGUAGAAUUGAGUUGUAUCAAAGAAAGGAGAGAAGAAGUUCCUUCUGUUUUAGCUGAAGCUCCUGUUCAACCACUGGAGCAACCAUUUUUUUGGAUUUAUAGUGACUGGUUUCGCCAAUGGGCUGAAAAUGUUACUCCAACGGCUAUUGACAACACGCCUAUCCAAUGUUCACAUGGUAAAGUUCCAGUUUCAAAGGUUACCUCAACAAAGCGACUGUCUUCUAAAGCAUGGAAUAAGUUAUUGUCUAAGUAUGGUGGGGGACCAACGCUUUCUCACGAUGACUGCUGUUGGGAUUGUCUGAUUGACGGGGCUCGGAAUGUUGUGUCAGCUGACACUUAUCGGGAUCGAAGAGAAUCAUUUAAGCAACUUGCACGGGACAUUCUUGAUGGAAAAAAAGAAGAUGGAAAUAACUAUGUGUCUAGAUCAUGGUUGCAGCAAUGGUGGAAGAGGAAAAUUGCCGACGCUCCAUCUGAAGCUGAUGCUGGACCAACAGCAGCUAUUAGUUGUCCACAUGGACAACUCAUGCCUGAGCAAGCAACUGGCGCUAAGCGGGUGCUUGUUCCUGAGAAUUUUUGGCUAUUCUUAUAUAAAGAUGCCACUUCUGUACAAGACAACAAUCUUCUGUUCUGCCCUACUUUUCCUUUAGACUCGGGAGAGUGUUCCGAAUGCAGUAAGGAAUUAUCUGAAGUGGCUUGCAUGGAGGACUCUAUGAGGUUAUUCAAACAAAAGCAGCGCCAGAGUCAUGAGAAACUUUUCAGCGGGAAAAGUAUGCCACUCUCUUUAGAAUGCAACUACUUCUUAGUUCCUUCCUUUUGGAUUUCAAAAUGGAGAAAUUACAUCAGCCCAGCUGUCAAGAAUUCUGAUAAACCUGAAACAUUAGAUGUGGUAGUUGGUUCACUGAUUUGUGAAAAGCACUCGCGACUCAUUGAAAGGCCUCCUGAACUGGUUUUCAGACGCGGUACUAUAGUUCAAAAAGAGUCUUCUGCAGGUGAGUUAACCCUCAUAUCUGAGAAUGAUUGGAAAUGUUUCUGCGUAGAAUGGGGUGCUACAGAGGCCAAAGGAAUAUCUGUGAAGAUUGAGAAUAUUAGUGAUUCUAUGAUUGCUAUACCUGGAUCUUGUAAAGAGACGGCGAUAUGUGAUGACCAGUUGGCCAAUUGGGAUAAGGUGAAUAAUGAAAGUGGGAAUGCUCAAAUUUUGAUCAAGACUUGUCCUGAGGUUUGUGAAAGUUGCAUUGGCGAAAAGGAAAGCUGUGAGUUAAUGCAUAAGCUUAAUUAUUGCAAUGAGGAUAUAUUUGUAGUACUUGUUCGUGGAAAGGAGGUCCCUAGAUCAAUCUUGGAGGCUUCAAAUGUUGUUGAAACAGAUAGAAGAGUUUCUAAGCGCUCCCGAAAGACUAAAAGUGGGAGUUCAAUUAAUCUUAAAGUUUCUGCUUCAACAUCAAUUUACCAUCUAAAAAUGAUGAUAUGGGAAUCCUUUGGGGUGGUCAAAGAAAACCAGAUACUACAAAAAGGUGAUACAACAAUUGAUAACAAUGACGAAAAUGCUACGCUUGUGGAUGUUAACAUAUUUGCUGGAGAUCAGAUUAUUGUGAGGGACUCUGAGAUCCAUGAAAAUCGAGAUAUUGCUGAUGAGCUGUGUACUGAGAAAAAGGAUACACAGAAUACAGAGGAAGGGUUUCGUGGAACACUUUUGAGUUCAAAUCUUUCAUCUUUUCUUUAG